CUGAAUAAACAAAAGUUUCUUGACUUUUAAAUAUUCUAGUAAUAUUUCAAUAAUAUUCUCUUUUAUCUUCAAAUAUUUUUACACGCUUUUCUUAAAGUUUCCAAAUAUGAGUAUGUAUUUGUAUGAUAACCGUUUGAAAUCUUUUACGAGUAAAAAAAUGAAAUGGCCAUACAAAUCGUCCGAUGGAUAUAAGCCAACUCCUGAAACUUUAUCGCUUGCGGGAUUUUAUUUUAAUCCGUCAAAAAAAUCCCCAGAUAAUGUGACAUGUUACUUAUGUCACAAAUCAAUGGAUUGUUGGCGUCCAGAUGAUGUUCCAUGUGAAGAACACUUCACUAAUUCUCCUGAUUGUGUUUGGGCUAUUUGUCAACAUAUUAAAAAAGAACUCGAUAAUAACAUACCUUUUAAUUGGGAUAAUGAGGCUCAAUGGCCAAAUUCCAAAAAUAUGUGUGAUAUCAGGUUUAAAACAUUUAAAAACUGGUGGCCGCAUGACGGUAAGAAAGGCUGGGCUAUAACGAGCAAAAAGAUGGCGAAAGCUGGAUUUUAUUUUGCCCCAACUUAUACUUCAGAAGAUAAUGUAUUUUGUAUGUAUUGUGGGAUCGAACUAGAUUGUUGGGAACCUGACGAUGAUCCUGUGUAAGAAUCUUUUUCAUU
Molecule: messenger RNA, 651 nt
Organism: Rhizophagus irregularis DAOM 181602=DAOM 197198
Lineage: Eukaryota; Fungi; Glomeromycota; Glomeromycetes; Glomerales; Glomeraceae
Source: RefSeq, a predicted model, not a curated record